AUGCCUACCCUUCUCGACUUUAGCCUUCUGCCAAUUGGCCUCCAUCUGGUGGUUUCCUUGACUGCCCUCAUUCUCUGUGCUCACUCAUGGUAUCUUCUGGAUUGGAAGGUCCUAAGCUGGGUUUGGGUGCUAUUUAACCAGACAAAUAAGAUCGAACAGGCGAUUAUUGAAUACACUUUCAGGCCUACGGAUACAACUAUCUCAGCGGGAUGUCUUGGUGUGGCAUCCGCCGUCGUUGCCAUCAUCGGCUGGUCGCGACUGCGAAUGCGUGACAUGGAUUUCGAAUACAAUAUUACUCGCCGUUACUUCUGGUCAGGAUUUGUUCUCCUAACGUCAGCCGCUAGCUUCGCUUGCUCACUUGCCGCACUUAUUUUCUCUACCAUCGACAAGGAUAGCGGCGGAUGGCAAGGGUGUACUCAGACAAUUGAUGGAGCAAAUUUGCCCGUUUUCCAUUGUACGAGGGAAGCUGCUGCUUGUAGUCUUCUGCCUUACUAUUGGGCCAACAUCACGGGCGAAUGGAAAUGGGCUAUUCCUUUAGCCUGCAACGAAGCGGUUUCUGCGAAGUGGAUGCAGGUCGCAAUUAUGUUGUGCACGACGGUGGUAAUUGCGAUGUUUGGCGCACAAGCAUGGUUAAGAAGGGGAAGCCACCGAAGCGUGGGCAAAGAGGCAGCGUAA
Lindgomyces ingoldianus is the source of this 675-nucleotide messenger RNA. RefSeq lists its product as uncharacterized. The record is from RefSeq and is a predicted model, not a curated record. The coding region runs from base 1 to 675 and encodes 224 amino acids. Lineage: Eukaryota; Fungi; Ascomycota; Dothideomycetes; Pleosporales; Lindgomycetaceae. The transcript has 3 exons.